GGUCGACGCUAGGAGAGAUUCAGCAUGUUUCCGCCAGCUCUGGUGAUGUAAUGCGUCUUUUUUCUGUAUCUGCUGACGUUCUCCUGGGUUAUUUCUCGUUUUUUUCUGUAAGUGCUGCACACGGGAGACGCGCCUAAAAGCCCAUUUUUUCCCUCGGCUCGUCGUGUCUCCGGUGCCGCCGCCUGCCCAGCCUCCUUCGCCGCUCCGUCCUGCAUCCUUUAUGCACAGCACGCUGCUCCGGUCCUCCCCAACAAAGCACACCUUCGUGUCCGAGCACCAUGGCCCGCUCCAGUCGCUUUCACUGAGAGACAUGGAAGCCAAACAGCACCAGAUAAAGAGCCUGAAAAGCUACCCGGAGACCGGCGGUCGGAGCCUGGCAGCGGCCGCCGGAGUAGACGGAGGAGGGGGGUAUCGAGCCGGCUCAGCUGAAAUGGAGAUGGACUCGAAGAUCCAGAAAGCCAUCGAGUUCAAGGCGGAGGGCCAUCGCUGCUACAAGGAGAAGAAGUUCCGGGAAGCGAUAGGCAAGUAUCACCGGGCGCUGCUGCAGCUCAAAGGGGUUCAUGUCGUGGACGGCACUACGGGCUCCGAGGUCAACCUGCUCAGCCAAGCCGCGGCCAAGCUGACCGAGGAGCAGCGGAGAGCCGUGGAGAGCACCGAGAUCGAGUGCUACGACAGCCUGACAGCUUGUCUGUUGCAGUCUGAGCUGGUAAACUAUGAGAGAGUGAAGGAGUACUGUCUGAAGGUCCUGAGCCACCAGAGAGACCACUUCAAGGCCAUGUACCGAGCCGGCAUCGCCUUCUAUCACCUGGGUGAUUACGAAUGUGCCCUACGCUACCUGCGUGACGCCAAAAACCGCGAACCCACAGACACCAACGUGCUCCGAUACAUCCAGCUGACAGAGAUGAAGAUGAGCAAGAGUGGACAACGGGAACGAGAGAGCGGCAAGGAGACCCAGGGCUAACCUUCGACCUUUCCCCCCUCCUGAACCCUCUGACCUUUCAUCCUAAAAGUUGUACCUCCCACUCUCCACUUCCUCCUUCUCCCCUGUUGACUCCUCCUGACGGCAACACAGACAGAAGAGACGCAAUCACCUGCCUGUUACGGACAAACACAUAUCAAGCGCUGUCUGCGACCCACCCUCUUCCUUCUUCCUCUCCCUCUUCUUCUCCCUCUUUCUCCCUCAGGUGCUGUGGUUCCUCUCCCUCGACGCAGUCAGCAAGGAAACUUAAAAAAACAAAAAAGAAAAAUCAUCAAAAUACAUGGAAGAAGCUGUAAUAUAUACUCAUACAAACCCAUCAUUGUGGUGGAGUCAAAACGGAGCUUCAGCCCAUACACAUGACAGAUAGACAUCUGCGUGAUUCAGCAGAUGUUUAAAAAACAUGAAAAGCAUUUUGUUUCUGCUCUCUCGCGCUCUCUUUUUCUCUCCGUUUUAUUCUGAACUCUCGAGGAGAAUUUGGGGGAUCUCGGGAAGCUCGACCGCACCGGGAGGAGGGGCAGGGAUGCGUGUGGAAGUGUGUGAAACAGGUUUGGAGAAUAAAAAUGGGUGCGGUGAGGGGGUGUAUGUGUGUGUGAGACACAUGUCAAGACCACAUCCCAAUUUGAUUGUACAUCCUAACCCACCAGGUCUCACUCAGGCCACUUACCCAGACUAUGAGAUGGACUAAUAUAACGCGUAGAAAAAAAAAAGCCUGCCUCCGUGCUUAAUCUAUCACCUUUCUGUCUGGAUUUUUCUUUCCUAGAUCCCAUCUAUCUCAGUUUCUUGACUGUUUUUUGAAUUUAAGGGCUAAUUCAAGUGUUUAUAACCCCGUAUUAGGGUUUUUUAAUUUGCUGUCAUACUCAGUAGUGAAUAAUCGGUGGUUAAUAGCAUCUGUGUGUGCGGCAAAGAGCCUAAAUUCUCCAAGCGGUUCAUUCCGUUGCCUGAUGUGCUUUCGUGCAAACUGGUGUGUCUUGAAUCUGUUGUCCGAAGCCCCUCCUGGGUCGUGUGUCGUGUUACUGUUGUUGAGACUGUCGAAGCCCCUCCUUCGCUCCCUCGCUCUUUCUCAUCAAUUCCACCAUCCUCUGUUCUCCUGUUAAUGAUGUCACAACGGAAAAUAGCCAGUGAGAUCAGACUUCCAUCAGCUGCCGCUGGCUAGAUGGAGAUCCACGAGAAAGUUUUGCAGAGAGAGAGAGAGAGAGACACUUUUAUCCUUUUAUCACUAAUGCUGAGGCUUCCCAGACAUCCAUAAACCACCACAGAGACUCUGGGCAGCGUUAGUGCAGGGAAAAUGCACACACACACACACACACACACACACAUACACACAUCUGGCCUGAUGGUGCAGACUGCCAUCUUGGAGCACUUCACCUAGAGUGAGUCAUUUGAGAUUUCUCCUGCUUACAGUUUACUGUAUGUUGAUAGAUUAAAACACCUGUGCCGGGCAGAUAACACACAACAUUACCAGUGCAGACGAUCUGGUUUGUGGAUAUCCAUUACAAGCUGUCAAACGCUGCUUAUCUUGUGACGUGUGAAGCUGAAUCAUUGAUAUGUGGCUUUUUAUAAUAGCUUUACCACAGGCUUAAAUCUGCCUGCUCUGUUCUGCAGAAGGCUGGAUUGAUCAUUUGUGAGAGCAUGACCUAAAAUAUCCCGUGAAAACUCAGUUUCCUCCUUAUCAUGUGCAAGCCCACCUCCUGCAUGUAACAUGCGGCUCCCGAGCGUUGCUUCAGAUGUUUUGGGAUUGGGAUUAUAUCUGCUCUAUUGCUUUCUGUCAUGGCAUGCUGCCACUCAACUGUUUGCCUAUACCUCUGUUUUAUCCAUUCUGCCCUUUAUAAAUACAGAAGGUGGCGACAGACUGUGAUCACAGCAGUAGAAUAGGUAUGAAAUACUUCUUAAAAAUUAGGGUCACCUUCUGCCUCGACUAAAACGACUGAUUAGUCCACUGCUUAAGAGGCUGAGGAGGAAAUCAAGUCAAAUAACGGCGUUGGGAGAGGUCCCCCCCCCCCACUUCCCCAUUUAUUUCAUUGACCUGCUAUGAGGUAAAUUGGGACCUAAGUGUGUCAAUGGGACUCUGGAGAGACGGCACCACGCGUUGGAGAGACCGGCGUGAUACCGAGAGGCUCCAGUGGAGGGAGAAGUAGGCCAUCAUCAGCCCCACUAAAGCAGCUGCACCUCUAAAUUGGCAGCAAAAAGCAAGUUUUGAGCUGAUUUAUCAUCAUACACUGCACUUAGAAAAAGUGUGUGGACACCUGAGCAUUAAUCUGCAGCCUGAGUUUGCUCCCAUUCAGCCACAAGAUCAUUAAUGAUGUUGGGCGACGACAAGGCCUGGCUCACAGCCGGCGAGGCGUUGGAUGAAAGCGAGGUCUCGGUCUGCGUUGUUGUGCAAGCUGUAGAAUAAGAAAUGUAGCAGCAGCGUGCACCAGAUCAUGAAAAAGCAAAUCAGACGUGCACAAUAUAAACCUCUCUGAGGAACGGAGGCAAAAGUGAUCACAUAAGCAUAAACAUGGCUGUGGCUCAGGACGUACAACAGGUCAUCUGCUAAUUGAAAAAUUAGUGGUUCAGUCCCUGCUUACUCCAGUCGGCACAGCAAAUCCCAAGUUGCUCUCUAGUCCGCACAUCAGCGUGUGAAUGUCAGAUAGAAAGCACAUAGACACAAAGGUGAGCGGAUGAAUCCAAGUAUUGAUACCAGUGCUGUUAUCAGUAUAGGAUCGAUACUUUGUUUUUCCUUUUCAGUAAAUAGCCUAACAAAUUGUUAAAAUAAUUAUUUUUUGGACAUUAAAACACACCUUAAACAUGCACUAUAAAAAAUGUCUGAACCUUUUCAUGCUGACUAU
Messenger RNA from Oreochromis aureus, 3807 nucleotides. RefSeq names its product tetratricopeptide repeat domain 9B (gene ttc9b). The transcript is spliced from 3 exons. Gene Ontology annotation, molecular function: protein binding. Lineage: Eukaryota; Metazoa; Chordata; Actinopteri; Cichliformes; Cichlidae. The record is from RefSeq and is a predicted model, not a curated record. The coding region runs from base 221 to 961 and encodes 246 amino acids.